AUGGACAAACACGAUAUCGGCAUUUUGGUAGGAACGAUUAUCGCCCUGCUCUUCUUGAUUCUCGGCGUGGCCAUUGAAAGAUGGACUUGCGGUGGUGUGCUAGGCAACUGUAUUAGAUUCUCCAACAACGCCUACCUGGCCAUCGGCGUUCUCCUCGUUAUCGCCAUCAUUCUGCUCGCAUUUGCACUUAUCUUCAUCAUUCUUGAUCUGACUAUUGGCGACUACUGGAUGGACAUCGCAGCCAUCGUAUUUGUCUGCAUUGCAGCCAUACUAGCACUGGCAGCCAUGCUCUACUACUACAUUGCGGUGAAUCCGUGGAUUUCGCCUAUCCUGGCGACCAUCGGCAUGGCUUUUGCUGUGGCAGUAGCUAUAUUCAUGCUGAUGCAGAGGAUAUCCUGCUGA
Molecule: messenger RNA, 402 nt
Organism: Spirometra erinaceieuropaei
Lineage: Eukaryota; Metazoa; Platyhelminthes; Cestoda; Diphyllobothriidea; Diphyllobothriidae
Source: the annotation of a GenBank genome assembly